CAUCAAACCAUAGAUAAGUCCUUCACAACAAUCUCAGCUUUCACUUGUUACAAACAACUUAGAAUCUCCACUAAACUCCCUCGAUCGAGUAAGAAAAAUCCUGCCUGAACCAUGGCCUUCCGCAUGCUUCGUAAUAUUCAUUCCAAGAAUUUUCUUAGAUGGUCUUCAUUGAUGAGAAACCAAACAACGUUAGAUAUUCCUAAAGGUCAUUUUGCUGUUUAUGUCGGAGAGGGUGAUAAGAAGAGAUUCCUUGUUCCAAUAUCAUACUUGAACCAGCCUUUGUUUCAAGAUCUGUUAAGUCAAGCUGAGGAAGAAUUUGGUUUUGAUCAUCCACUGGGUGGCCUCACAAUUCCCUGCAGCAUGAAUGUAUUCAUUGAUGUCACUGCUCAAUUGGGUGUAAUGUAGAAAGCAAUUUUGUAAAUUAGAGUUGUACAUUUUAACUAAAGUGGAGAAUUAUGCUGAUAAAAACCUUUGGGAGGAAAAUAAUGUUCCCCCAUGAAAGAAAUCUUUUCUGUUAGAAAAAUGACGUUGUAACAUAUUUUUCGAAAUGGAUUCCAUUCUUCAGCCUCA
Molecule: messenger RNA, 570 nt
Organism: Olea europaea var. sylvestris
Lineage: Eukaryota; Viridiplantae; Streptophyta; Magnoliopsida; Lamiales; Oleaceae
Product: auxin-responsive protein SAUR21-like
Exons: 1
Coding region: 112-405 (97 amino acids)
Biological process (GO): response to auxin
Source: RefSeq, a predicted model, not a curated record